AAACUCAGAAUCUAGUCUGUUUUUCAAUAGCGGUCUGCAACGCUGUAUAUUUAUUUGGAGUGUCCGCUUGAUGAUCGAAAAUAAAACCACAAAAACACAGAUUUGAACAUUAAUAAUACAAAAUAAAAUAAUAAAUAAUUAAAAAUGGGUCUGUCAGGUUGUGCAAAAUUUGUUAAGUACUUGCUGGUCAUCAUAAACAUCAUAUUUUGGAUAAUCGGUCUAGCUGCCGUUUUCGCCUUCAUAUGGAUUUUUUCCGACCGAUCAAUCAUGUGGACGGUGACGCCAGACCAAAAGAGUUUCAAUGUUGGAAUGUGUAUUUUGUGCGUCGGUGGCAUUGUAAUGCUAAUUAUUUCAAUUCUGGGUUGCUGUGGUUCAUUAAGGGGAUCUCAUUGCAUGUUAAUGACAUUCUUCUGUUUCCUAUUACUCAUUUUGGUCGCCCAAAUCGCAGCUGGUGCCUGGGCUAUACAUAACAAAAGCACACUGGAUGACAUGUUCCGUGCAACGAUCAAAAAUACCGUUCAGAAUGAGUAUGGUGUGAAUCAGGAGAACACCGAUUCAUUUGAUACAUUCCAACGUUAUUUGGAAUGUUGCGGAGCUUCGGGACCGAAUGACUGGGCAUUGAGUAAAUACAACAGCAAAGAUUCAUCAAACGUUAUCAACAUGAAAAUAUCCAGCUCGAGCACUUCGUACAAAAUUCCAGAAUCGUGUUGCAAGUCUGAUAUUGAUGCUGACCAAUGUAUGCUGUCGACCAAGGUGACGCUAAAGUCGGUCAUCAAUAGCGAUAUUCACAGUCAGGGUUGCACGGACAAACUGAUGAACGAGGUCCAUGCACAUAUGACGCUAAUAUGCGGUAUCAUCUGUGCAGUGGUGGUCGUUGAAUUCUUUGGACUAUUGUUUGCAUUGAUAUUGUACUGUGCCGUCAAAAACAAGGAAAACUACAAAUCUUAAGGUAAAGAUUCCAGCAGUAUGAUGAUAGACUAUUGAGAACAGUUUCUGUUUUUUUUCUUCAAUUGUGCAAAGUGAAAAGAGUUUUGCAAAUAAGCAAAUGGACAAUUUUUUUCGAAUUAAGUUGCUUUCUACUUGUAAUUAAAUAAUUCAAAUGACACAAAAUCGAGUCUCUGAUCAGAACUGAAAUACUUUUUUUAUUAAAACAUACUAAACGCUGCCAUUCAUUAGAUAGAGAUUUCUUUAAGAGAAGAUAAAAAAAAACGAACAAAAUGCAUAAGAAAAGAUAUACUAAACUAGACUCACUUUCUGAUAAAUAAUUUUACGGAUAAGUGACAAAAACGAAACUUAUUUUUUCUUUGACGAAAAUUUUCUUCUUUUUAAGUCUAACGAUCUAACUUAAACUUAAAAUAUUUUUUUAAAAACAUUUUUGUGACUAAAUUUAGUCUAACAAAAAAAAUCGAAUUUCAUUAAUUUUAAAACUAACCAACCGAUGAUUACGUGGCUUCAGUUCUCUCCACGUGUAAUUUACCUUUAAUUUUUUUUUUAAGUAAUACCAAUGCACAACAUAUUUCCGUCGUAUAUACCCAUCAACUAACGAACAACUAAUUUUUGAAUUCAUUCAUUCAAAACUCAUUAAUUGGAUCAUGGAGCUCUCAACUAUAGUUAGAUGUCAUCAUCACGUUCAAUAUCAGAGUAUAAAAAGCCAAAACAAACUGAGUUCAUUAUUAGAACAAUCGGUCCAAGCAUUAGUCCAUCAUCUUUUCGAAUCGUAAAUCGAUGAAUGGCCAAAUAAAUUUUCUCUAAAACACUCGACAGCCCGUCAAACGAAUUCUCCUUUUUCAUCCAUUUCAUAACUAUUGUAUCGUCUAUACAAUGACCGCGGUAGCAUUUGUAUCUCAAUUUUCGUUAUAUUUCACAUUAAAAAAAAAUCGUUUUGUACGAGGCGGAACAUUCGUUUUAGUUGAACUGAUGCCAAAUUUUUCCUGAUAUGAGUAAGCGUCUAUUCAACAGGUGUCACACCAUAACAAUUCUAUAAUUUUGUGUGGAGGCUUUAAUUUUCUUGUGAUUUCCCAUAGGGAUUUCUCAGACGUUGUAGCAUGAUUCUCUGGAGUCGUUUGUCCCUUGGUUUUUUUUUAACGGAACAGAUCAGGUAUCCCUUGAUAUGAACCUAAAUUGUGGGUCGACCUGAGAAUAUUUCAAUCUACACUCACCUGACCAUAAUUUACCUAAAAUCUUAAAAUAAGUAAAAGUUCAGGUAAAUAAGGUCAGAUUUCAGGUGUAUCUGGGACUUUUUCAGGUAUACCUUAAAUCUGACAUGAUUUACCUGAACGUUUACUAAUUUUAAGAUUUCAGAUAACUUCAGGUCAGGUAAAAUUUUUCAGUUCAGGUUCAGCUCUAAUCAGAUUCAGAUAAUCUGAGCUUCAGGUUUCAGAUAGACGUGACCUGUUCCGAGCCUUAUUUUUUCUGAACGUUUUAAAGCCAAAUUUAUACCACCUGAAUCGACAGAUUUACAUUACCCUAUGAGCUUAAAAAACACGCACAGUCUGUCAGUAAGAUGUAACCUUUUUUUAAGAAGUUAAAGCCAAAAUAUCAGUCCAUUAUCGUACUCCAAUAAACCAUUUUCAUUUGCAUAAGAUUUUCAUCAUCAAAUUCAACAAGCAAAACAUUUUUUGCCAAAUUAAUCAAACGCGCAUUUCGAUAUAAAGUGAUAGUAACGUAAAAAAGCAAAGAAAUUAAUUCAAUAAAACGUUUGUAUCCGAUGAAAAACCAAAAAGAAAAAAAGUAAAGAAGUGGAAGAAGUUUAAUGAACUUCAAGUAUUAUUGUCGUCAUUUUAAUUAUAAAA
Molecule: messenger RNA, 2792 nt
Organism: Bradysia coprophila
Lineage: Eukaryota; Metazoa; Arthropoda; Insecta; Diptera; Sciaridae
Gene: Tsp96F
Product: Tetraspanin 96F
Cellular component (GO): plasma membrane
Source: RefSeq, a predicted model, not a curated record